UUGAAUUUUUUUUAAGAAGAAGAAGACCAGUCAACCCAGAAUCUUCCACUUCACAUUCACUAAAAACGCGUUUGAGUAGCCAUCAAACCUAAUAUUAUUACAGUCAAAAGCUCACACUUUUUGGACAAUUAAUUUCAUCCUUCAAAAGUCUAACCUGCCCCACCCAUAAAAUAACCCAAUCAAACAAACAUCCCAAGAAAAAAAAAGGGCAAAAAAAAAAAACACCCAGAAGUAAAGCUGUGCUACUUGAAAAGUUGCAAUUUGCAACCCAUAAAAAUUGGAACUUUGUAAAUCAAACAGAACUUUUUGUUAUUGUUGUUGUUGCAACUUGCAACUCGAGAAUAUCUGCUUAAAUUUUGUGAAUUUAUUUCUCUGUAAUGGCAGAAUCAUCAACAAAAUCUGAUGCUUUAUUGACCACAUUAAGCAAUGCAAUUCAAGCAGUUGGUAGGGGAUUUGAUGUUACAUCUGAUAUAAGGUUGUUAUACUGCAAAGGAGCACCUGGGUCUCGUUUAAUUCAUAUAGAUGAAGAUCAUAUUAGAGAUAUUGUUAUCUCGAAUGAUGUUGUUCUUCCUAAUGUUUCUGUUGAUAUUGAAUGUUCUCAUGGGAACAAGUCUUGGGAAGCUACAUCUGUUUGGAACUUUCAUCAGAUGUCGGAACAUUUCAAUAAGAAGUCAGGGUUAUCUGGAAGCAUCCCCCUGGGAAGCUUUAAUGCGAUGUUCAAUUUUAGUGGAAGUUGGCAAGCUGAUGCAGCAGCUACUAAAUCCCUUGCAAUGCUGGGUUAUUUCAUACCCUUAUAUAGACUUCAAUUAAAAUCGCAACUAGCUUUAAAGAAUGAAAUUAAAGCUGCUGUUCCGUACUCCUGGGAUCCUCCAGCUCUAGCAAGUUUUAUUGAAAAUUUCGGUACGCAUGUUGUUAAAUCAACAACCAUUGGUGGGCGGGAUGUAGUUUAUGUUCGGCAGGACCAGUCAUCACUUUUAUCAGAAUCAGACAUUGAGAAUUAUAUGAAAGACAUUGGGGAUCAGAGGUUUACAGACUUGAGAGGCCAACCUAAUGCUUCCCCUCUGAAAUACAAGGACAAGGAUGUUACUGUUAUUUUUAGGAGGAGAGGAGGAGAUGAUCUUGAACAGAGUUCCAUCAAGUGGGCGGAGAGUGUAAACUUAGCACCAGAUGUAAUCGAAAUGACAUUUGAACCUAUUGUAUCUCUUCUUGAAGGAAUACCUGGUCUAAAGCAUUUAGCCCAUGCUAUUGAGCUGUAUUUGGAGUACAAGCCACCUCUUGAAGAUCUACAGUACUUUUUAGAAUUUCAAAUACCUCGAGUUUGGGCACCUGAACACAGCAAUCUACAACGAAAAGAGCCGGUUUGUCAAUCUCUUCAAUUCAGCUUGAUGGGUCCCAAGCUUUAUGUCAGCCCUGAGCAGGUGACAGUUGGGCGUAAACCAGUAACUGGUCUCAGGCUUAGCCUGGAAGGUGCCAAGCAAAAUCGACUAGCCAUCCAUCUCCAGCACCUAGUUUCACUUCCGAAGAUCCUCCAACCACACUGGGACUCCCAUAUGGCUAUUGGUGCACAAAAAUGGCAAGGUCCAGAGGAGCAAGAUAGCCGUUGGUUUGAACCUAUUAAAUGGAAGCACUUCUCUCAUGUAAGCACUGCUCCAAUAGAAUAUAGAGAAACCUGCAUAGUUGAUCUUUCUGGUGUACAUAUUGUAACUGGAGCACAGCUCGGAGUUUGGGAUUUUGGUGCGAAAAGUGUUUUAUAUCUCAAACUCCUGUUUUCCAAGGUACCGGGUUGCACCAUUAGGCGAUCUGUAUGGGAUCAUAAUCCUUCAAACUUUACUGCUUUGCAUAGAGCAGAUGGGACUUUGUCUACUGAACAAACUCUAGAUGACAAGAGAUUAGACAGCACUGGUGCUGCGGCAAAGCUUGCAAAACUAGUUGACUCAACAGAGAUGUUAAAAGGGCCACAAGAUUCUCCAGGUCACUGGUUAGUAACUGGUGCAAAGCUCGGCGUAGACAAGGGGAAGAUUGUUUUGAGGGCAAAAUAUUCCCUUUUGAAUUAUUGAAACAGUUUAUUUGUUGUGUUGAUUGUUCAUUACUUAGUCAAACUGGAGCUCCAUCAUUUUUUGUAGUCAUGUAGUGAAUGUGAUUGAUUGUAUAUUCAUAAUAAGUGAUAUUGCCUUCACAAUUGUCAAGCUUUUUGUAGUUUA
Messenger RNA from Beta vulgaris subsp. vulgaris (sugar beet), 2201 nucleotides. Its product is annotated as MACPF domain-containing protein CAD1. Gene Ontology annotation, cellular component: plasma membrane. The transcript is spliced from 6 exons. Gene Ontology annotation, biological process: regulation of salicylic acid mediated signaling pathway; plant-type hypersensitive response. The coding region runs from base 378 to 2057 and encodes 559 amino acids. Lineage: Eukaryota; Viridiplantae; Streptophyta; Magnoliopsida; Caryophyllales; Amaranthaceae. The record is from RefSeq and is a predicted model, not a curated record.